UUGAAGCGGAACGGACGACUGGCCCACGCACAGAAGGCAAGCGUUUCAAAAUGGCGAUUCCACUAGCUUCGCAACGUUUCGGAAGCAUGCCAGAGUUUAACCCGAGCAGCGACGACAUCAAGUCGUAUUUCGAGAGGUUUGAGAACUUGGUGGCACUUAUUGAGGUUCCGGUGACAAAGAAGCUGAGACUGUUCUUGAAAGUAGUAGGAAACACCGUGUACGGGAAGCUCAAGAAAAUUUUAGUCCCUGACAGACCUACUGACAAAACCUUCGCAGAAAUACAGGAGGUUCUACAACAACACUACAGUCCUGAGUAUUCUGUAAUCGCCGAGCGUUGCAAGUUCAACAAACGCAUGCAAAAGGAAGGAGAAUGCGUCAAAGUCUUCCUGACAGAAUUGAAACAUCUGGCGCGUAAUUGCGAGUUCAAGGCGUUUCUAAACGAUGCGUUAAGGGAUCGACUCAUGGCAGGACUGCGCGACCAAGAGACUCAAAGGAUAUUGUUCAUAACUGAAAACUUAACCUUUGAAAAAGCGUGCAAAACUGCACUUGAAAAAGAACUUGCUGCCAAGCAAACCAUAGAGCUACAUUCUAAAGCAGAAUGCUCAACCGACAUUAAUGCGGCUAUUAUGGACAAAGUCCUAGAAGGAAUUCCUAACGUAGGAUGCUAUAUAGACGACGUCAUCAUCACUGGCCACAGUGUAGAAGACUGCUACACAACUGCCACAAAAGUCCUGAAAGCACUCAGCGACCACAACAUAACACUGAAGGAAGAAAAAUGCCAAUUUUUUCGCGAUUCUGAGGUUUACCUCGGGCCCAAGGUCUCGAAGGAGGGCAUCUAA
Molecule: messenger RNA, 839 nt
Organism: Rhipicephalus microplus (southern cattle tick)
Lineage: Eukaryota; Metazoa; Arthropoda; Arachnida; Ixodida; Ixodidae
Source: RefSeq, a predicted model, not a curated record